GACAGGAGGCCCAAACGGGCGAUUCGAGAGGUCUAAGACUCUAGGCUAAGGCCGUGUCCCUCAGAUACACCGAUUGCUUGGGCAAAUUAAUAAUAAUUAAACCGCUGCGUGACUAGGACAACCCGCUCCCCCCAUUGUACCUCUCGUCUGCUCGGAUUUAGCAAGCAAAAAAUGCAAAACAAACAAACGAAAUAAUUCUCGAAAAUCUUUGUAUCUGUGUAUAUCGGAGAACUGAAAAGAGGCCGUCGUUUGGCGCUCUCGCAUCUCAGUUGCCAGUGGGCGAAAGACGCAACUGCUGCGACCUUGCAAUGCCCUUGAAUGACACUCUUAUUGCGACCAAGUCGCCAACGUUGCCACUCCAACGGGCGCUGCUGCCACGGCUGCCACUCAGCACUGGCAAAAAUAUAAAUAAUAAUAAUAAUAAUAAUAUAGGAUUAAAAAAUAAAUAAAUAUAGAAGGGCCAAAACGAAAACAACUGCGCUGAAUAAAAGUGAAAAUUUGAUUGAAGUCAAACAAAAUUUUCGCGUGCCUUCGUGAAAAAAGCCGAAAAUUCCCGACGGAUCCUUUACCAAAAGCCUUAACCCAGAAAUCAAAACGAGUGUGUGCUAAAUAAAAGCCAAAUAAAUAACAUUUUGCAACGAAUUCCCAUACAUCAAAAAUAUAAAUAAAAAUUAUUUACAAACAUAUCUGAAAAAUCCGACAAAAAGUGUUAUCUAACUAGCGCCCCCUGGCGGCAAGGUGUAACUGUGUGUGUGUGUGCGGCGAAUAAAAGUGAAAGUUCUCGACUGGCGAGUAUAUCCUUCGGUAACCUUUCUCCCCCAAAAACUGGGGUCACUUCCUUUGGCAUCGAAACAUAAACGACAACGGGGCACGCAAUAGGCCAACAUAUAUAGUAAAUAUAUAUAUAUAUAUAUACCCGAAAUCGGUAUAUGUAGGCGAUAUUUAUGCCACAACUAUUGACAAGCAAUUAUUUUUAUUGCUACGCCGACGAAAGGCCAAAAAGGAAACGCCUUGGAAUAAUAUCAAAACAUCAGAUAUUCCGCAGAUCGGUUGCACCAUACCCGAUUGUGAGUCGACGUGACGUAAAUGAACGAUCCCGGCGAUAUACCACUGACACACACCAGCACGCCGGACAGCAGGCCGCCCUGCAGCAUCAUCUCCAUCAUCCCAACCAUAGGGAUGUCCUCGUGCCGCGGAAGAGCCGAGGCAUUCGCACGGAGUCUGUCCUCCAAGCUGCGCACCUUGGGUUCACAGACAACCGAGGAGGGCGAGGGCAAUGCGGAGGAUGAGCCCAUCAUCAAUGGAACCAGCACGAACACGUGGGUCAACUCGCACGACUCGGAACAGACGGUGACGGAUCUGCAGCCACUGCGCCAUGAGUCCGACUCCUUCUUCGACUUCGACUGUGAGCUGGAGUCGCCGGGGAGUCCGGUGGACGAGUGCGAGUACCUGCGCCUGAUCGAAACCGCCUCGAAUACGCCACACAACUCGACGGCGGAAUCGGGCUAUGCCUGUGCCUCCAUGGCCAGCAGUCACAGCAGCAGUACCGAUGGUCCCUACUUCGAUGCCACUGCAUCUGGAUCCGCAUCAGCAUCCGCAAUCGCAAUUGCAACCACAUCCGCUUCCACAUCCACAGCUGCAGCUGCCCAGGACCAAAAGCUGCCAGCCUCGGAACUCAAGGAUUAUGUGAAUACGCUGCAAUUGAAUGGAAGACAUGGACUAGUCAAUGGAGUGAAUGAGGAGGAAGAGGCAGCUGGCCAGGAUGCGAUUCAGCCGGAGGACGAGGCCUUUCUACAGGCCCAGAUCCUUAGUGAACUGCAGCAGCAUAGCAUCAGCUUGCGGGUGGAAGAAGAGAAGUUUACGAAUGGACAUUUGGAGGAUGUGAAGACACUGGAGGUAGCUGGUCCUACAAACAAAGCUCCAGAAGAAUUGCAUAAAGAUGUCUUCACUGAGAAGGUUGAAGAGUUAACCCUUACUGAAGGAGAAACCCCUUACGACAGAGUUCAAAAAGAAAGCUCCCAGGAGGGGGUUACAAAAGAAAGCCACCAGGAGGUGGUUCCGAAAGAAAGCUUCCAGGAGAGGGUUCAUGAAGACAUACAUAACGAGAGAGUUGAAGAAAGAAAAGGCGAGGAAGAAACCCCGAAUGACAGAGUCCAAGAAGAAACUCCCAGUGACAGAGUCCAGGAGAAAACCCCUAAUGAAAGGGUUCAAGAGGAAACCUCCAAUGACAAAUCUCCCACAGACACCUCCCCCGAAAGAACCCCCACGGAGGAAAGCUCCUCCCCCGACAGGACAACUCAGGAAGCCAGAGACGUCGAACUUUCGCCGGAUAGUGGCAUGGACGAAACAGACAAAUCGGCCAGCAAUCUGACCGUCAAUGUGGACCUGGCCCAAAUCGAGCAGGCCAAACAGGAUGCCACGGAUGCGGUGGAAAAGAGUGGGGCAACGCACAGUCAUGGCAUAGAUACCACAGAUGAUGAGGACGAUUGUCGACCUCAGAGGAUCCGGCGUUGUUCCUCGCUCAAGACAGGAAAGACACCGCCUGGAACUCCGGGUCGCAAGAAGAUCGUGCGGUUUGCCGAUGUCCUUGGCUUGGAUCUGGCCGAUGUGAAGACCUUCCUGGACGAGAUACCCACCAUACCAAAGUCGGCGUUCGAAGAUCUGGAGAUACUGGAGUCGGAGCCGCCGCUCCAGCUGGGUCCCAAGUCGGAUAAGCUACUGAUGCCACUGUUCCAGCAACCAGGUGGCCUGCCCAAGUUCCUCGAUGCGGUGCGCGAGAAACAGGUGUCGCUGGAGAAUGCCGCCGUUUCGGAUAAUAUCAAUCAGACGAUAUCCGGAUCGGUGCGCGUGCGCAAUCUCGAUUUCCACAAGUCGGUGCACAUACGGUAUUCGCUGGACGGAUGGCGGAGCUAUGCCGAUCUGCAGGCCAACUAUGUGGAGAACUCGUGCGACGGCUUCUCCGACAUCUUCACCUUUGUGCUGUUCGGCAACUCGCUGCACGUGGGCCAGCGGCUGGAGUUCGCCGUUCGAUUCCAAUGCAAGGGCCAGCAGUUCUGGGACAACAACUACGGGGCCAACUACUGCUUCCAGUGUCUGCCCAGUUCGACACAUGCCACCGGCACAUGUAGCUCGACGGCAUCGCCUCCGUCCGUGGUGACUGGCGCCGUUACCACCGGUAGCCAUCCCGGUGCCAGUCUGGUCGGAUUGCUAAGCCCCACGGCGGGCGAUGCCUGGUGCAGCUCCUUCUACUAGGCGGUGGCGAUGGGCUUGCACUACGGGCACUGGCUUAGAGUUCACAUAACCCCCGUUUAGGAACCCUCAACAUACCCAAGGACACGACACCAAGGUCUGGGAUUGCUCCCGCACCCUGAGGUUGUGUCUAUGUCCCCUUAAAUAAAUUCGAACUAGAAUCCCACCCCGAAUCCCAGAUGUCCAGCCAGUCAGAGAUCACGGAUCAGAAUGCCUACCUUCGUUGGGCUACCUCUUCAAUAGGAUGUUUCGAUUUUAAACUACAAAUUCUGGGUGUGAUUAAGUUGUUAAUGGACAAUUUUAAGAGUAUCAGGAAAGGUAGCCCACAAAACUAAUGUUUUACAAUGGCUAUUUCAAUCAAAGAACGUCUUUAUAUUUAAAAGCUGCGUUCAUUUUUCAGUUUUGAUUAUUUUCUGGUGAAAAAAAAACAGUUAAAUAUAUGUCAUUAUAUAUAUUGAGGGCUUAAACCACUUAAUAAGCAAAACCUAGAUUAAAACUCAGCUUUUAAAAAGAAGAUUUAGAUUAUAAAUACUAAAGAAAAGCUACUAAGAACUGUCUACAGAUUACUUACCACCCCCAAGAAUUUUCCAAUUUUUUCACACCCAUAAAUCGAAUCACCCUACCCUUCCUCAAGAAGGCAAAAAUUGUUUAUAUUUUUAUAGAACGAAAAGGAGGGAAGGGUUAGACAAGAAGGAAGAGAAGAUGUAAGGAGGGCCACAAAAAAAUAAAUUAAACAAGCCUGAGUAGUGCGAAUGAGAACAAAAGCCAACACAGUUCGAAUGAAUCCCAAAGAUAGUUGUUAGUCGUAUGUUAUAAGAAGAGCAAGUGAUAACAAACUAAAAAUCAGAUCAGUUUCUUCAAUGUCUUCUUCUGUUUUCAGUUUUUUUUUCCCAGUUUUUAUUUGGUUUGUUCCUAGGUUUGUUUGCAGGUUGGAUCGGGUUUGUUAGAUUGGACUUCUGCCAGUUGAUGUCUUCUUAAGGAAUUCAUUUUUGUGAGAUGAUUAAUUCCGAUUAAUCGUAGUUCAACAGUUCUAAGAAGUAUAUGAGCUUAGCACCAUUUACUAUAUAUACUCUUCGUUUCGUAAGAGCAACUAUACGAUUAGCUCAUUCGACAAUUGCCAGAUCAUUUUUUAGCCAAGUUUUUAGAUCCAUUCGAGCGCAGAGACCAUGUCGAAAGUUAACUUUAACUAACCAACAUCCAUUAUCUAGUCAAUUCGAGUUUACUUUUGCCAACUAUACCAGACUAUUUUCAGUUCCAAAGUAAAUACUCCAGUCCUAUGAUCUUUGUACCCCGAUCGGAAAGACUUUUUCAAACCAUCUGACACAACAGACAAACCUUCACUUUUGUUUCUCUUAAAUGUUGAUAUUCUUCUAAUGUUUGAUUUUUUUUAAAUAUUCUUUAAUUUUAUUUUACACUAUUUCAAUAUUUUUUAUGUAUAUGUUGAUGCGUAAUAUAUAUCGUAAUAUUAUAUAAAUAUAUAUAUAUACAAAAUAAAAUAAAUAUAAAAUUUAAUUAUUCCUCUUUUGUUGAUUCUUUUACUUAUCUUUGUUUCUUUACUAAAUAAUAAAAACAAUUCAAACUCUUCUUAUCCACAACAGAACCUUAAAAAGCCUAUAUCAGGGAUAAACAAGCAAAUAAAUACUUAUAACAAUUAAUUGCAAACGCAGCUACCUCAAGGUUUUCCAACCGAAAACACGAAAAAAGAGAGAAUAAUAGUUAAACAAAAUUUAUGAUUAACAUAAAAUAAAUAUUAAAUAUGUUUAUUGCAUAGCAAACAUGUGUAAAACAAAAAAAAGCAAAAACAACAAAUAAAAAUGAACUUUAAAAGUUACAACUAUUUACAUAUACUAAAUGUUAAAGUAGCAGAAACCACAGAAAAAUUACUGAAGUCCCAACAAAACAAAAUGACUUAGACUGAAGCGUGAGUAUUUCGUGAGAAGAGCGAGAAAAUGUUAUGAGAUCUGCCCAAAAACCAGAAAUUUGUUAAGGUUUUUAUGUGGGCGGGGCUUUUGUCGACAUGAGUUCCACUUCACACUAACAAAGGAAUAAUAAAGAACCCACAAUAAAAUAACAAUGCGAACAGCAACAUUUUGCAUGUCUAAAAA
Drosophila elegans is the source of this 5354-nucleotide messenger RNA. It is a transcript of the gene Gbs-76A, whose product is annotated as glycogen-binding subunit 76A. Gene Ontology annotation, molecular function: glycogen binding; protein phosphatase 1 binding. NCBI's taxonomy places the organism in Eukaryota, Metazoa, Arthropoda, Insecta, Diptera, Drosophilidae. The transcript has 3 exons. Gene Ontology annotation, cellular component: protein phosphatase type 1 complex. Gene Ontology annotation, biological process: regulation of glycogen biosynthetic process. The coding region runs from base 1087 to 3252 and encodes 721 amino acids. The record is from RefSeq and is a predicted model, not a curated record.